This is a messenger RNA of Nicrophorus vespilloides, 1940 nucleotides long. RefSeq names its product acidic fibroblast growth factor intracellular-binding protein (gene Fibp). The coding region runs from base 834 to 1901 and encodes 355 amino acids. The transcript is spliced from 7 exons. The record is from RefSeq and is a predicted model, not a curated record. Gene Ontology annotation, cellular component: nucleus. Lineage: Eukaryota; Metazoa; Arthropoda; Insecta; Coleoptera; Silphidae.
UUCACUGACGAUCUCACUCACAUACCAACCGGAACGCACUUUCUCAACGAAUAAAAUGCAGAUUGCAAAAAUAGAAAAUGUCGCCAUAUGCUUUUCGUGUUCUAGAUGUGUGUGAGUGUAUGUCUGUGUACGUUUCUAUCUGUGUAUGUGCGUGUACGUAUAUGCACACACACGCACGCCGUCCUGUAUACUUGUCUCUCACACACACGCUCAAACUGCCCUCACUCUAGCCUCUUCUUCUUACUUGCGUCCAGUCGCUUCGUUCCACCACAGUAUCCAACUGACAUCUGUCAAUGGCACGGCGUACUGCGAUCGCAGCGCCGCCAAUCUUCCCUCCGUUUUUCCCCAAAAAAGGAAAACAACCUUUCCUUCCACCUUCUAUGUUGUUUCUGCACUAUUCCUUCACUUGCUGCUUCUGUUGUUGUUGUUGUUAACCUCGACGUUGUCCAUCCCACCCCUAUUCCAUUGUUCAACUGAAAUUUGACCUAACCGCACUUCAUUCAAUUAACAUUCACCGCAUACAAUAAUAAUAAUAAUAAAUAAAAGAAUUGUUUCUUCGAAAUCAGCUUUUCACUCGAUAACCUUUCAACAACAACAACAAUGGCCUUACGACGAACAAUGCGAAAACUGAAUUGCAAAUUAUCAAAGCAAAACACCAGGUCGUGUGGUCGUGUUCGGAAAUCGAAAAUCAAUACUGCUUCUUCGCUUGGCACUACUGGUAUUUCGAAAUUUCCAUCUGACAGCAUUUGUCAAACAUGGCCAUCUAAAUAACAACAAAAGUAUCUUUUGAACUAUCACCAACACUGUACUAUAUAGUACAGUAAGUAGUAAAUAUGUGCGCUGAGGUCGACGUCUUCAUCAGCAAUUACACUCUGGUGGAUCCGGAGAUUUACCAGUUAUGGGUUGAAGGACAUACAGCUACUGAAGCUGUUAAUUCAUUGAAUCUGCAUGGCCUGGGCCAAACGACCGGAGCCACUUUGGAACUAAUAGCAAGCGACGUGUUGGAUCAUUACCGAACAUAUUCCCUUAUUGAGAAACUUUUAAGCAAUCCGAACAAACUACAAGAACAAUUAGAGUUCCAAAUUGAACCGCAAACCAAGCAGUUGCUGAUAGAGAAAUAUUACGAUUUUGAUGAUAGCGUGAUUCGGGAGCUCCUAGGUAAGAAAUUGUCUUCGAGGAACCGUAAGGAUUUGGAUGAGGUCGCUGAAAAGACAGGUGUACCGUUAAAGUCGUGUCGUCGACAAUUCGACAACGUGAAAAGGAUUUACAAAACCGUGGAAGAACUACCCGGUUCGAUCACGCAGAAUAUACAGAAGCUAUUUUACUUACCGGAAGAAUUGGCUGGGAAGUACGCCUGUAUAGUUUUCCUGGCGUGCAUCCGGUUCGAGACUUCAAAACGGCGAUUGCAGUAUUUGAAGUUCGCCCCUUUGCAGAAAUGCACUGAAAUUAUUAUGAAUAACUGGACGUAUAGCGUUACAGCUCCAGAAUAUUAUGACACAGAAAUGGAUAAAGAAUUUUUGUUGGAUUUACGAGAGCUCCGAAUUCUGACUGAGCGAGAAAAAGAACACAAACACUUGGUGUGUGUCACAUUAAAGCCGACACUAUUAUCCAGAAACUACACGGAACUGGAUUCAAACUUUCGCGUGUAUUCGAGAUCAAUUUUGACUAUAGCCUCUUCGUUGCAUAGGUCCCGUGAGCUGCGAAAUUUGUUUGUCGAAAUUUCACAGAUUUUGGAAAUUUGGAGGCAAAACGGAUGGGGGUCCAAAGAUUUACAACUGUUCCUCAGCGCGUAUACUCAAUGUGCCUUAGAAUUAGACGUUUUAAGGGAAGUCGAUUUGAAGACGACAUGGGAACGAUACAUGAAAGUUCUAUCUCAUUGUAUUAUGAUAAUGUUCAAUUAACGAAAUUGAGAACGAAAUUGAAUUAAUAAAGUUAAUGCU